This is a messenger RNA of Metarhizium acridum CQMa 102, 969 nucleotides long. The record is from RefSeq and is a predicted model, not a curated record. NCBI's taxonomy places the organism in Eukaryota, Fungi, Ascomycota, Sordariomycetes, Hypocreales, Clavicipitaceae.
AUGGCCUCAAGUGACGCAGCUUCAAAGGGCUCGUUCCCACCAACCCUAAAGCUCAACGACGGCAACGAGAUUCCAGUGCUCGCAUACGGCCUCGGGACGGCCAAUUACAAGAGCACCUCGGGCUAUGACGAGUCCGUCGUGGCCAUCACCAAGACGGCCAUAGCCCUCGGAUAUCACCACCUCGACGGAGCAGAGGGCAAGCGCAGCCAACUCAAAAAGCCACGGCCCCCAUUGUCAGACUUUACUAACAAGCGACCAGUGUACGGAAACGAAGAAGAGCUAGGGGCGGCCAUCAAGGCGUCGGGCGUCCCCAGAAGCCAGCUCUUCGUCACCACAAAGGCGCACGGCGAACAGCAAAAGCCCACGCAGGAGGCCUUCGAGCUGUCCCUCAAGAAGCUGGGCCUCGACUACGUCGACCUCUACCUCAUCCACGGACCCUGGUUCGCCGGCUCGGACGCGGAGCUGCAGCGGAAAUGGGCCGACCUCGAAGCCAUCAAGGCCUCGGGGAGAGCCAAGUCCAUUGGCGUCUCCAACUUUCUCCAGGAACACUUGGAGGUUAUCCUCAAGACGGCCAAGGUGGCCCCGGCCAUCAACCAGAUCGAGUACCACCCGUACCUGCAGCACGGCGACCUGGUCGCGUUCCACAAGAAGCACAACAUUGCCGUCUCGUGCUACGGGCCCCUGCUUCCGCUGACGAGGGCCAAGGGCGGCCCCGUUGACGCCGUGUGGUCGGAGCUGGCGGCCAAGUAUGGCGUUUCCGAGUCCGAGAUUGGACUGAGGUGGAUCUUGGACCAGGGGCUGGUUGCGCUCACGACGAGCUCGAAUAAGGGCCGGCUGCAGGGUUACCUGACCAAGCUGGCUGCGUUUCAGCUCACGCAGGAGGAGGUGGCGCGGAUAGCAGAGGUGGGCAACCAGCAUCACUUCCGUGGGUUCUGGUUGAACAAGUUUGGCCCGGAUGACAGGCGGUAA